GGUUGAUAUGGCGCUAGAAGCUGUCGCUAGGCGAGUCCGAGCAGGGCAGUACCCCAACCUUAGCCUUUCGAUAAUUGUGAACGACACGGGAUCAGGCUGUGGAACUAAUCAAAUAAGGGUGCUUUCUAUAGCUGCUAUGAUGUUCAUCAACUCUCGUGUCUAUUGCUACAUCGGUCCACCAUGUAGUGGAGAAAGUACCGCUGCUGCGGAUUUAGCAACAUACCUCAACAUCCCCAUCGUAACGGCAACUCUCCCAUCUAUAGAGUUCAUCAACAAGCAUUCUCGCUUCCCAACGAUGACUCGAACAUCAUACGAAAUGAAAACAAUCAUCAAGGUCAUAUUAUCAACACUUCGUCAUUUCCAGUGGAGUAAUUUUGCUUUUAUAUACCAGUUUCCUACAGGUAAUGCUUCUGUUGUGUUAUUAGACUUCGUCAUUCCUUUUCCAGAGUUUACCGAAAACGAGUUUGCCGUUAGGUACAUCUCAAUUGAAGAACCCGACUCACUUGAUGCUGUUUUGCUUAGUGCAAUAGAAAAGAACAGAGUCAUAAUCAUCGCAGCUCGAGGAGAACUAGUAAGAGAGACUAUGUUAUUAGCCUAUGAUAUGGGACUUAUCAACGGGUCAUAUGCUUUCAUCAGUAUCGAACCUUUCAGUAACACCUUGGUCUUUGGCGAUGACAACUGGAAACAGAACGACGGUCGUGAUGAAGAUGCGAAGAAGGCCUAUGAAGCUUUACUAACAAUCCGUCUCUACGAACCAGACACUCAGGAGUACAAAGAUUUCCAGAAUGAACUGGAACGCAGAGAAAAGAGGGAUUAUAAUUGGACCAGACCUGAUCCUGACCAUAACAAUUACUUCGCGAGUGCUUUCCACGAUGCUGUCAUCUUGUAUUCACUUGCCGUCAACGAAACAUUGGCAGAAGGAGGAGACAUCAGAGAUGGACAUAGGAUCACCAGAAAGAUGUGGAAUAGAACGUUUGACGGUAUAUCUGGUAAGGUGACAAUUAAUAGUAACGGUGAUCGUGAUGCAGACUAUUCACUGUGGGAUAUGACUGAUACAGAAGCAGGUACAUUUGAGGUUAUAGCAAACUAUUAUGGGGCGACUGGAGAAUUUCAUGAAACUGACGUGAAACCGGUUUGGCCUAAUGGAGCUACAGGACCGCCUAAGGAUGAACCAGAUUGCGGGUUCAACGGUGAAAAGUGUCCACCAAAGCCGAGCGGCUUGACAGUACUUGGUGUUGUUGGUAUUACGGCAAGUGUAAUUGUUAUAGCUGCCAUCUGUGCUCUCUUUCUUAUCUACAGAAAACUUCGACUGGAUGCCGAACUAAUGAAGAUGUCAUGGCGGAUCAAAUGGGAGGAGUUGGUCUUCGAAGAAAUCGGCAAAUCGGUUGCCACGGCAACAUCAGGUUCCAGACUUGUUGCAUCAAGGGUAAGAGCUUUACCAACAAGCACGGAUGCAUCGGUAAAUAACCGCUCGUUCCUCUCUCGUCUUCAUUGAGAAUCAACCAAGAAAAAAACAAAUAA
This is a messenger RNA of Lytechinus pictus (painted urchin), 1521 nucleotides long. RefSeq names its product atrial natriuretic peptide receptor 1-like. Bases 8 to 1495 code for a protein of 495 amino acids. The record is from RefSeq and is a predicted model, not a curated record. Gene Ontology annotation, cellular component: membrane. NCBI's taxonomy places the organism in Eukaryota, Metazoa, Echinodermata, Echinoidea, Temnopleuroida, Toxopneustidae. Gene Ontology annotation, biological process: signal transduction. Gene Ontology annotation, molecular function: peptide hormone binding; natriuretic peptide receptor activity. The transcript is spliced from 8 exons.